AUGUCUGACUCGGACAAGACAGGGCCCGCUUGGGGUAGAUUACUGAUUGAGCAGUACUUUAUACUAAACUGGGACUUCUCCUCGACCGAAAAUCCAGACCAGCAACGAAGCAGGCUUGUCACUGAUUUUCUCAACCUAAACAUUCUUCCUCUUAAAUGGUUCAAAAUUCCCAAAGACCUCCCUGCCCAGGGUUUCGGGUUUCGACUACCUACAACAGAAGAAAUUGAUAUAAUUCUUCGACCUUAUCGCUGUGAAGAAUUGCGAUGGUACGCAAUGGAUCCAUAUCCAGAUGAUAUAUGUCCCUAUCUCUUGCGUACUUAUUAUAGCACCUCAGAGGACCAGAGAGCCAAAGAUGAUGCGCAAAUGGAAGAAUGGAUCGACACAGAAAUAUUUGGGGAAGAAGCUGAAUGGGCUGUUCUCGACAGUGAGGACUUAUUCAAUUUUGGCCCCGGUCCAGACUCCUGGCGCCGAAUCUACGAUAUCCUACCCGAGCUCGCUGGUCCGCUUUUAAUCCAACCUUCUCGCUCUAGUGAUGGUGAACGUAUAGUCAAGCGCGUCCCUGAGCCAAGCGACGACAUCUUGAAGAAUAUGUACCCUUAUUUCAAGAGGGAUCUCGCUAUCGCAAAAGAAAACGACCCCGGAGCGUGGCUUCAUGAGCGGGAUUCAGUAAUUGAAUCAACUGGGACGGCAUUACAGAAAGUUGCUACAAGCACGUAUAUGAUCAUUGCAGAUGAGGAAGCCUUCCAAACGGGAAAGCUCCUGGUGCUUUAUUUAGACGGCUUUCGACGGGUUAUUCGUGAGGCCCGUAUUGAUGGCGAGCGCGACGAUAUCGGUAGUAUUGUCGGGUCAUGGAUGGAAACGAGUGAUCUUUUGGAAUAUUCGACUCUUUCGGAGAGAUAUCGAGUCAACGGUGAUCUGGGGCGCGAAUUGUAUCAAUUGACUGAGGUCCUUGCGGAUCUGUGA
Molecule: messenger RNA, 963 nt
Organism: Penicillium argentinense
Lineage: Eukaryota; Fungi; Ascomycota; Eurotiomycetes; Eurotiales; Aspergillaceae
Exons: 2
Coding region: 1-963 (320 amino acids)
Source: RefSeq, a predicted model, not a curated record